This is a messenger RNA of Menidia menidia (Atlantic silverside), 2754 nucleotides long. Lineage: Eukaryota; Metazoa; Chordata; Actinopteri; Atheriniformes; Atherinopsidae. The record is from the annotation of a GenBank genome assembly.
CUUUGUAUCCCAAUAGAAACCACAAAACUGCUUCCAGUUAUGAACUUCACAAUGACUGGUACAUCUUCAGGCAAAAAGCUGGACCUUUCCAGACUUACAGAUGAUGAAGCCAAACAUGUGUGGGAGGUUGUCCAGAGAGACUUUGACCUGAGGAAGAAGGAGGAGGAAAGACUUGGGGAACUAAAAACCAAGAUUGCGAAGGAGGACAUCAAGAGAGAGUUGUUGGGGAAUCAAAGCAGUCUUGCGGAGUCUCAUUGCAUUCGUUGUCUUCAGGCAUUUGUGUUCCUGGUGAACAUCAAGCGACAGUGUUUGGACUGCAGUUUAUAUAUCUGCAAGUCCUGCAGUCGCUAUAACAAGAAAGAACAAGGUUGGGUGUGUGAUCCCUGCCAUAUGGCAAGGGUUCUCAAAAUUGGUACUUUGGAGUGGUACCAUGAGAAUGUACGUGCACGUUUCAAGCGCUUCGGAAGUGCCAAGGUGAUGCGGUCGCUUUUCAAGAGGUUGAGUGGAGAUCACAAUUUGUCUCACAGUGACCUUGGAGACACACGAGAAUAUGACACACAGAGCAUGCCCGAUGUGCACAUCGAUGGAUAUGAGCACAGCAUGGAUGCUGCAGACUCACAAUACAAAGGGAUGAAAAAGACCAAAAGACGUUUAAUUGUUGAUCCCUGUGAUUUUAUACCCGGCUGUGACUACUCACAAUUCCACAAGAAUCAGGCAACAAACAUCUAUGGACUAGAUGUUGACAUGGGCGUAAGGGAUUCUUUACUUGCUGAAGGUGAUAUGGAUCAUGGUUUUCACAUUACUGACCAAGAGCAGCCCAAAUGUCUGGAUCUUGAAAUGGCUCCACUGCACGAUGACCUUGCAUAUGUAGAGAACCGGACAGUCUCAUCUCGGUCCAUCUCACGGCUCAGUUACUCCUCAUGUGGCAGCGGGAGUGCUGGAGGUGCUCGAAUAUGCAGCAGCUACCUACCCAGUCAUGAUCACUCAGAAGCAGAAGAUGAUCACUACCAGUCUCAUCCAGGCCCCUGCAUCAUAUCAUCUCUUGAGAACCUGAAUUUAUUGACUACUCCAUCACAGAUUAUGGACUUGAACAUGAGAAUGUCGGUCAUUGAGACCCUUCUUAACCGCUUAGAGCAGAAGGUCACCCCAACAAAUGAUGAGAUUCCAACUGCCUCCAGUGCAUCUCCUUCUCAGUGGGAGGAAGUCGAUUUAGAAGAACAGCAGCUCAGACAGAAGCUGCACAAGAUGACAGAUAACAUCAGUGAUCAUAGUUUAACAUCUGAUGAGGAUGAACCAAAUGGGGCAUAUCCUUCCGAAGAGGUCAGUGGAUGGAGAAGCAGCUCACAAGGGGAUUCCAAACCCUCUAGAAUACCUACCAGAGCCAGCACUUUCAACUCCAGAAUUGAGGGUGAGAUGCUUCUCCAGAUAUAUCCUCAAAAGUUCGACAGUCCAUUAGAACUUCUGGGGAGCAAGGAACACCUAAAACAGGAGCCAUCGAUUUCAAGCUUUACAGGCUCGACGGCCUUACUUGUUGAACUGGAAGACAAGGUAGCUGAAGCAGCUGCUAAUGUCCAAAAUGCUCAGAGUGAGGUGUUUUACAUAGAAAACAGGAUUGCUGCCUUGAAUGCAGCAGGAACACCCAUGGAGAAAAGAAGAAGGUCAGCUGUUCCAAGCCAAGCAAGAAGACUCUCCCACAACUUUCCCACCAAAACCAAUAAUGAUGCAGGGCUCAUGAGGAGGAGGUUAAGUGUUAUGUGAUAAGGACAUUUUUCUCUUCAACGAUUAUAUUCGCUUUAUGAUUUGGAAUACACCAGAGUCUCAGGUCUACUCACAGAAGAGUCAAUGAGACUGGGAUUGCUUAAGUUAAAAUGUGUGGAUUUAAUAAACUGUUACUCUAAUCCAAACUAUAUUCAUACUAUAUGUGAUUUACACUAAUUCUACUACAUAUGAUGGUAAAUCUAUGAUUUGCAGACAUAAACAUGCAAUAAAAUGGAUCAAUCCAACAUUUUCAAACAUGAAUGCAAAAUGGUUGAAAACAUUUAUUGCAACAAUUUGUACAUAUUGUGUCCCCAAUUUUUUUUUUGUUUUUUGUUUUUUUUACAAUUUGUAAUCUUUUAAUAUGUUACUAGUUUCACAAUAUGGAUUCUCUAAAAUGGCCUAAGAAAAACAGUUUCUGAAUGAGAAAAAAGCAGGUCUAAAAUUUUAUUGAAAUUCUUGUGAGCAUAUGUAUUUAUUUAGAUGACUGAACAUAUCGUAUUUUAGUUCAAGAUCAAAAGAUAUAUGUGAUAAGUUUGUUAAUCAUGUCAUAUUAUUGACUAUUGGCUUGAAUAUCUGAAAGUACAAAUGAAUCUUCAACAAGCGGCUAUUUGAACACGUGUCAUUUUUCAAGUUCAAGUGCUGUGGUGACAUCUGUGCUAGUUAUUGAACUUUCCCGGUGCUGGGCCACCUAUAGGCCGAAGGUCAUGAUGACUAAUUUUGCAGCCCUGUCACUGGACCUGCAGCUCUCUGUUUUUAACACAUGGGUCAAGACAGGUAAAACUGUCUGAUGAUCACCACCUAGUGGUGAGUUUAAUCCAUUUUAAGGGCGACUGCAGAUCAAGCACAAACAUCUCUUCUUCAUUUGUGGAUUUAUGCCUGUCUUUAAUAUGAAGAGUUUUACUGUCUUUGUUUCUGGAAGCUUUUGCUUUAUGCACAAUUUUCUCACAAAUAAAGAAUCCCUCAUUGAAAUAUUUCUUUAAACUUAUGCUUGGAUGC